GCCUGAAAUGGCACAGUUGGACCAAAGAAAGAAGGAAAGAAAGAAAGAUCGAAGAAGAACGGAGAACGAAGAAGACAUCAACGGGAACCUCCUUGGAUUUGGCUUCACCCUGCGCAGUGCCCCAACAUCCGUUUUUCAGACGCCAGCCCCCCUCGACCAUGCCACGUCUGAUUUGAUUGCUGACCCGUGUUGCGCCCGUGGUUGUGGUUGGACCCGCUUCGACCAUGAAGAUCGACCGGGCCAAGCUCAAGAAGAGCUGCAGUGAGGUGCCGCCGGAUUGCCAGGCCUUGAUUGAACGCCUAACCUCCGCCGGCCAAGCCGGACACGAAGUGUUCCUCCAGGAGCUCCAACGCAUCGAGACCUGGAUCUUCGGCAAAUGCGAGCUUUUCCAUUGGAUUGAGGUCUUAGACUUGUGCGACGAUGUACUCGAGGCCGCCGCCCAACCGCUCCACCCCGAGCCUCGCCCCGGCUUGCCUGGCGGGGCUUGGGCCCGGGUUGCCGAUACCUCCUUGGUCAUCCCGCCCCAGCCCGAGGGGCCGGCCCGGGAGGCGGCCAAACGCAAGGAGCUACUCUUGUGGACGCUCCAUUUCACCACCCUGCUCAUUGAGCACUCUUUCUCGCGCCAUUUGUACUCGUCCAUGGAGCAUUUGACGGCGCUCCUGGCCUCGUCCGACUUGGACGUGAUCCUGGCCGUGCUCAAUUUGCUUUACAUGUUCUCGAAGCGCAGCAACUUCAUCACCCGCCUCAAUGCCGAGAAACGCCAAGGUCUUUUGAAUCGUCUCACCUACUUGGCCUCGUCUUGGGGCGGGCGCGAAAACGGGUUCGGGUUGGCCCAGUGUUGUACGGACCGACCUGUUCAGACGUUUCCCGAAAGCGCCACCACGCUCAACUUUGAAUACCAUAGCGAAGUACCCGUGCCCGAACCGGAUUCUGGGUCGACCGGAGGCGCCAGCGGAAGUGCCGCCUGGCGUGCCAAAACUGAAGGCGCCUGUAGCACCAUCGUGACCACGUUAAUUCAUGUCAAGCAAGUCGAUCGGCUCAACCAGACCCCGGCCGAGAUCAUGGAUGAUCUGUUGGUCAAGUACACUAAUGUGCCGGACGAGAGUCGGAUGUUACUGUUCACGUAUCUGCGGCUAGCCGCCUCCUUCCCCGACUAUCAGAAGCGCCUCAAGUGCGUCCAAGCCCGACUCCAGGCUUUGUCCGUGCUGAUCUAUACCAAUCAACUCACGGAGAAUGUGCAAAGCCUCCUUUACUCCGGUCUGUUGGAGGAGCUGGUCGAGGUGCUCGAAAUGAGCGGAGACCACCUCAUGGAGAUCAAGGCCGCGGCUUUGAAGGCCCUUACGUCUAUCAUACAUCUCGACCGUAAUCCUCAUUUUCCCAAGUUAAACACUAUCAUUGAUGUGACCGGGGCCGCCUCGUACCAUGGAUUUCUUCCCGUCCUGGUCCGGAAUUGUAUCACCUCACUCACGGCCAACAAGAAAGAGGCCCAGCCUUUCCCUCAACCUCUCGCCACGGCCUUGUUCAGUUUCCUGUACCACUUGGCCUCCUAUGAGGCUGGAGGAGAGGCUCUGGUGUCUUGCGGUAUGCUUGAAAGUCUUCUCAAAGUGAUCCAAUGGCCCAGCACCGAGCUCGACCAUAUCACUUUCGUCACCCGCGCGGUCAGAGUCAUUGACCUCAUUACCAAUUUGGACAUGCAAAGCUUUCAGACCCACUCCGGAAUGACUUGUUUCAUCAAUCGUCUGGAGCUGGAAGUCGAGCAUUGUCGAAAACAGCAGCCCUAUGAAAUCCGCCUCGCUUCGGGGAGGAGAGAUUCAUUGGCCGAAGCCCUUGAACAGCAACAAGCCGAAGAAGAAGCUGCCCGCGCGGCUGCCGAUGACAGUAGCAGUCCCAAUGCCAGUUCAGGUACCAUGGAUAUCGACGAUGCCAAGCCCAGAGGAUCCUCGACCCUGGUCGACCACCUCCCAGAAGAAGAGGCCCAUUUGGCGGAACCUGUGCCUGGCGUCACGUGUCUCCCCCAACGGUCGGCUCUUCUGAAAUCCAUGUUAAACUUCUUAAAGAAGGCUAUUCAAGACCCAGCCUUUUCGGACAGCAUUAGACACGUGAUGGACGGUUCCUUGCCCAACUCCCUUAAGCACAUCAUCAGCAACGCCGAAUACUAUGGAGCCAGUCUGUUUCUCCUAGCAACGGAUGUGGUGACCGCCUAUGUUUUUCAAGAGCCUUCGUUGCUCUCCUCGCUUCAAGAUAAGGGCCUCACUGACGUCGUGCUACACGCUUUGCUCGUGAAGGACGUACCCGCUACUCGUGAAGUAUUAGGGUCGUUGCCCAAUGUGUUCAGCGCCCUCUGUCUCAACACAAGGGGGCUUAACGCCUUUGUCGAAUGUAAGCCUUUUGAGAGAUUGUUUAAGGUGCUUUUGUCCCCGGAUUAUCUACCAGCGAUGCGUCGGAGAAGAAGCUCCGAUCCAAUGGGUGAUACCGCUUCCAACUUGGGCAAUGCCAUGGACGAGCUCAUGCGCCACCAACCCAGUCUCAAACAGAACGCCACCACGGCCAUCAUCAAACUCCUCGAGGAACUAUGCGCCCUGGGCCGUGAUCCGAAGUACGUAUGCUCCAAAGCUAAUCCGAAGACUGAGACACCUGCACCCGCCGAAGUUCAGACCACGACCAAUGAGGGGGGUAGCUCUGACGAAGAAGAGGAGGAAGACGACGAGACCAGCACCAACCAGCCUCAGGACAACACAAGUCAAGCUGAACAGACUGAACAGACCCCUGCUCCUUUGACCGAGAAGCAGCCCGUACCACUCGUGGACUACAUUCACAACGUCAUGAAAUUUGUGGAAGCCAUCCUCAGCAACAACUCCACCGAUGAUCAUUGUCGCGAGUUUGUGAAACAAAAAGGCCUUGAGCCUCUCAUGGGUAUUUUGGGUCUGCCCAAUCUCCCCAUCGACUUUCCGACUCACCAAGCUUGUCAGGCCGUCGCUGCCGUUUCCAAGUCGAUCCUCAACCUGGCCCAUGAGCCCCUGGUCCUUCAUCAAGGUCUGUUACAACUGAACGAGGUCCUUAAGAAACUCCAGCCUUUGCACACGCCUCUCGAGGCGCCUGGCGGAAGUGUCCUACUUAGAGAGCUUGUGUCCUCUCCAGUGAUUAGUGAGGCGACUGUGGACCCUCAGGCCACACCUCUUCUCCACCACAUGUCAGCCGCCCACGCCUAUAUACAAAUGUUUGUCCACGUUUGUCGAACUGGACAGAGCGAUAUUCGAGCCAUGUCCAUCGACCAUUGGGGAUCAGAAUUGGGUCUUAGUGUUCUACGGGGGCUCUCCAAGUUGUACACCUCUCUGGUGUGGGAGAGCACCGUGCUUUUGGCUCUAUGUAGUGAAGAUACAUUACCCCCCGGAUCCGAAUUUGGCAAAGCCGAUAUGGAUAAACUACUACCUCCCAUGCCAGUCAGUAGCACUGUGAUUGCGGCUGCGCUUAGGACCACUGCUUCCAUUACUACGGUAACUAGCGGGACGAGCACAACGACUGUUUCUGCUUCGGGCUCGAGUGCGGCCACCAAUAACCCGCCAUCAUCCUCGAUAUCAUCGGUUGAAAAGUCCACCGAGAAUGAAGAGACGUUUUCUCCUGCUUCUGGGACCUCUGCCGAUUCCAAUGCUAGUGUGACUGCAGCCAUGGAGAAUCUAAGUACUGACCCUGACAUUGCGAAUAUGGACAUUGAUGGCACACCUGCCACUCACCCAUCUACAUGUUCGGCGGUUGGAACAACGGGUGAAAAAUCCAAAGACAAAUCGAGUUCUAUCCUACAUCACCAAAUCAAGCAGAUCAAGCCACUCUUGAGUGGUUCCUCGAGAUUGGGCCGCGCUUUAGCCGAACUGUUCGCGUUAUUGGUGAAACUCUGCGUUGGAUCGCCCUUGAGACAACGACGUGGGCAGCCCAUUCCCCCUACUCCAGCCACUCCUUCGGCACCCGCCAGAGCUGUGGCCUCAUCUUUGACCAAGCUUUUAGCAGCUGGGCUGUCUUGGGAUCCCCCAUCCACUUCGCCUAUCCCUCGGUUCAGGCUCACAUUCUUCAUCUGCUCAGUCGGAUUUACGGCGCCCAUGUUGUUCGACGAGAAGAAAUACCCGUACCAUCUGAUGUUGAUGAAAUUCAUGACCUCCGGAGGACAGAAAGCGUUUUUCGAUACAUUCUAUUGGGCCCUGUCUUGUAGUGGGACGAUACCUCCCGAAGAUGGUCUUGAGCAUCCCGAUCUUCCGGACGGAACUGGAGAGUUUCUGGACUCCUGGCUUUUACUCUUGGAGAAAAUGGUCAAUCCGAAGACCAUUCUCGAAUCCCCUCAUAUCCUACCGUCCAAACCCACGCCAGGAUUCAAGCCGUUCGACCCCAUCAAGUACAUCGCUCGGACGCAUCGUCUGGCGUUCAAAGCUGUGAUGAUGUUGUGGGGAAAGAAACCCUUGAAGCUGUACGGACCAAGGAUGUCCGAGUCCGUUCUAGCCAUCCUCUGUCAUAUUCUCAAGGGCGAAAAACUCAUCGAAGACAAGCUUCUGAAGGAUAGUGCCGUGAUUCCCAGUGCAAGUUCCAAGAUUCCAUCACUCACCUCAAGUGGGCCCACUUUAAGAACGCCUCUGAUGCAAGCCUACAAUCUACAGGGUGGUUCAGGAGCAGCAGCUUCAUCGGCAGCGUCCGAUCCUCCAGCAAACGUACCUCCCGCCCCUGCCACUCCAGCUAUUCCCGAUCCCGCUCCUUUGCCCGAGCUAGCAGAGCCUGACAUCAAUCCAGAGCAUUUAGAAAGACUUAUGGACAUGGGAUUUCCCCGAGAGCGUUGCCUCGAAGCCAUUCAAAGCACAGGUUCCUUAGAUCAGGCCACGGACUAUCUAUUAACCAAUCCUUUUCCUCCACCGUCUGUUCCUGUGGUGGGUCUGAGCCGUGGAGGAGCCGUGGCAAGUGGAGGUAGCUUUUCAAGUGCGGGACCCUCAAUGUCGGGCGCAGCCGAUCAAGAUGAACUUAUGCGGGCCAUCGCCAUUAGUUUGGGCGAAAAUGUUCUCGUGAGCGGGGGAAGUGGCCAAAUCGUAGACAACUCUGAACCUAGAGCUGGCCCUUCUACGACGAAAAAAGCUCCCGAAGAAGAAGAGCAAGAAGACGAGGAAAUGGAUGAGAAAGAAUUUGCUUCAAUAGAAAAGCAUGUUUUGGACGAGUUCGCCGACAACGCUCUUCAAGGCUGCCUUAGUUUAAUCGACACUCUGCCGGAUUGUGUCUUCAAAGUGUGUGAUUUGCUCGUGGCCGUGUUCAACAGGAACGGGCCUUUGAUUAAGGAGUCUCAUCUUCGAAGCUUGGGCCAAGAAGUAGGCCAAGUGUUAGACCAACUCAAUGCAAACGCCAAAAAUGACAAGUCGUUUGAAAAUGGGAUGGACUAUUUAAUCACGAGCUCUGUUGCGGCCCAAGCGGCUGCUCGAAUUCACCUCUUCACAUUGUUGUACGAAGACUGUAAAAUGCUCUGUGCCAAGAUGGUGCAUAGCUCUUGUGUGAUUACCAGCAUGACAACGUUGUUGGACACGUUUCAAAAGGUUGUCAAGGGUCUUCGAGGUGGGUCAAAUCCGGUGGAAGUGGAGACCCCCAAAUGGAUGACACCAAUGGUAUUAUUUAUUGAUCUCCAUGAGAAAGUCAUUUUGGGUAUCAACAGGCGUGCUCAGCUCAAAGAGAUGUGUACGCACAGUUGGAAAUAUUAUGAUAUUGCUAGUGGGAAAUGGUGCAACUAUAUGGCUGUUAACAACAAGACCAUUGACGAUGCGUUUUGGGCUGGCGAAACAAGUGUCAAAAUUCAGACCGGACGAAGAAAAUAUACCAUCCAGUUUGGAAGCAUGUUGCAAGCCAACGAGGAGACUGGUAACCGUCGUCCAGUGAUGAUAACCAUCAAAGAGCAAACCAAGCUCUCCAAGCUCUCUGACUCUAGCACUACCAACGAAGAUGAAGAUUCUCCAACUCCUACACCAAUGGAUCAAUCAGAGACUCCCAAAGAACCCUCGCCAGUCGGUGUAUCUCAACCAGAAAACGACCUUUUGAAGGUCAUGGAUGGCCUGAAAUCCCCUGAUAAGCGAACUCUUCUCGAGUCUUGUGUGGCGCUCAUUGGUAUCCCCGUAGACCAUCAUGCCCUCAACGCUGUGAUGAGGCUUUGUCUCCGACUGACGCAAGACUUUGAGCAAGCCGUCCUAUUUUCCCAAUUGGGGGGCAUGAAAAUGCUCUUGGGAUUGACGCAAGCAUCGAAUUUUGACGGCUUCCCCUCCUUGGCCACUCUUCUUGUACGUCACGUGAUGGAAGAUCCCGAAACCCUUCGACACACCAUGGAAAAAGUGAUCCGCACUUGCACAGUGAACGCAAGUACACCUAACAAUAAAGAGUUACAUUACCUAUUCCGAGCUCUAGCACCGGCCGCUUGUCGAGCUCCCGAGUUCUUUGUUGACGUGGCCAAAGAUAUCUUACGGGUGGACGUGACUCUGCUGAAUAAACGUGGAGGAGAAUUGGAGGAAGACCCGAGAUUGAUCCUGAAGUCAUUGCAGCCCAAAUCUAGUAGCUUGUGUCCUAAUCAUCUCCAUGAGGUGUCUCACUCUAUCAUUGCUGAUCUUCUCAACUUCCUCGUUCAGCCAGACAUCGAAGGAGAUGUUGAAGGACCCGAAUCCGGUGAUACGAGUAACUCGGCCACUUCACCAAAUGCGGAUAACAAUGGUGGACCUGCUACCACAAGCUCGACCCCAGCCGUCACACCAAGUGCAGGAACAGUCAUGUCUGUGGCGAAUAAUGCGACCAAUCGGACCCAAGUCAUUAUCAGGAACUCUUCUUCAGGCGACUUGCAAGUGCCCUCAACCGAUCAAGCCGUACCCAAUGAAGGGAGUGCUAGUGCUUCCACUAAUAAAGAUCCCUCGAAAGAUGACACCGCCGCCGCCAGUAAAGCUGAAGAUGAGCUCAAGAAGCGACCAUUGUUCACAAAGUCGGCUGUUUGCAAACUCUUGGCGGAAUUAGUCAAGUCGUAUGGAGGUUGUGCCAAAUUGAUCACAGAACAUUUGUACGAAUGUGGAAUCACGGAUCUAAUCAAGGAAGAGACGACUGCUCUAGCUUUUAUGUUAGAUGAACUCUUGAUUAGUAAAUCCGACAAGGACUUGGGCACCGUGGUCAAGACCCUCGUGGCUGCCAUUGCUAGUUGCAAUAAUCAAUCAGAAGCACAAACCACUCUCGUGUCUGAGGUUAAGAGUGCUUUAGCACGUGCUCUGACGUGGCCAGAGAGCAACUUGAAGCACAACAAAAUUCAAGCAUUAACCACUCUAGUCUCGACAAUGAUUGAGAGCUGCCCCUCGACCCAAUCUCCACAUCAGAACAGUCUGCAAGCAUUCAAAAAUCAACAGCACACCAUGAAUAAUAUUGUUAAGAUCAUGUUGAAGAAGGGUGUGAUCGUUGAUCUGGCUCGCAUCUCCCAUAAUUUGGAUUUGUCCAGUCCCAAUGUGGCAGCCACUGUCAAUGCCGCAUUGAAGCCAUUGGAGAUACUUACCAGAAUCGUCAAUCAGCCGGGAAAUCUAGCUCAAAGACCGACCCCUGGAAAAGCGAAAAUGGGCGACAGUGCAAUGGAUGGGCAAAAUACCCAAAACGACGAUGAAAGUGGUGCAAAUAUAGGUACUAAUACAACCAAUUCUGAGGCAACAAGGGCACAGGGAGACGAAACAGUCGAACCUGAUGCUGAGGCAACUGAACAUGAUAUUUCCACCGCCGCAGAAAGCAUUGAUCCCAAUUCCGAGAGCCAACUUCAGACGGUCGAGGAAGGCAACGACGAAGAUUUUGAUGAGAUGAUGGAUCAUUUGUUAGAAAGAGAGGGAAAUCAUCCCGAAAUUUUGGCAGAGGUUAUUGAACAUGCCAUCAUUGAUGGAGAUGACACACAACAUGAUUCUCAGAUGAUGACUCAAGACGAAUCACAUUUUGAGGCAAACACGCAAGAUAUGAGCCAAGAUGAAGAAGACCGUGAGAGCGAGAACAGCACAGAUGAGGAACCCAACUCUGAAGAUGCUACUGAAGAGAAUGGAGAUAUCAUGGGAGACGAUAACAAUGUUGCUGAAGACGAAGAAGAGGAUGAUGAAGAUGAGAACGAUGACGACGAUGACGACGAAGAUGACGAUGAAGAUGAUGAGGAUGAUGAGGACGAAGAUGAAGGAAACUCACCUUUUGAUGACGAUGACGAGCAGGAAGACGAAUUUCUCGACAUGGAGGAAACCAUCUACGGACCACCCGACAACGCUGAUCACGACGACAUCGAUCUCUUCUUCCACUAUCCCGAUGGCGGUGAAGGGCCCGGGGCUCUCUUGGACACCGACCGGGCCAACCGAGCUGUUCAUCUUCCAUUGUGGUCCGAUCACAUGACGGGUUCCGGUGCAGAUUCUGGUGGAGCCAACAAUGGCAGCGUGACGAAUCACAUGACUCCAGCCCAUCCUUUGUUGAUGGGACGCCAAGCAGGCGCCACGAAUGAAAGUGCCACCAAUCGGCCAGGAACGCGAGCCAUUCAACGCCUCCGCCCAGCAGGCGGUUUAAGAGGCUACAUCCAACUGAAUUCGAGAGGAGCUCAGGGCAACCCCUCUGCACCCGCCAUUCUCCAAAGUUUUCUAGGAACUAAUCCUCAAGAUCUCAUCACUCAAGGAUUACGCCGGAAUACGCCACUCCUAGUAGACUUCGGAUUUGCCAUUUUAGACUCGCUUGAGAAUGAAUUGCCCGAUAUGGACGGAACCGGCGUGUUUGGAAAUGGAGGAAGAGCCGCGUUGGGCUCGAUUCCCUCGGCAUUGGUGCGUUGGAGCGAUGAAAGUCGCGUCAUUGAUGGCGACUCGAUGCAUGAUUGUGUCACCGGGCUUAAAUCCGACAUCAUUGAAAUGAUUGAAAGCGCCCGGGAUCAAGAGCUAGCCGAACGUCGAGCUUCGCGAAAGAAGGAUCAAGAAACCGAAGAAGAGAACCUACAGAAGAUGCAAAAGCUGAAAGAGGCCGAAGAAAAAGCCAGAGCAGCUCUGCGAGAGAGUGAAGAACAUUGCGAGCAAGAGUCUUCCGCCGAGGCCACAGGGCAAUCCGAGGGCGCUAAUCCUUUAGCUAGUGGAUCUGGCAAUGAAACAUCCAGCUCGUCAUCGUUAAUGACCGAGAAUUUGGUUGCUGCCAUUUCCCGACAAAUUGGCUCGAAUCCUACCCGUGAAGGGGCUCAGUCCGCCAUGAGUAAUCUGAACUCUUUGACAGACUUCCUCCGACAACAUGAGACUGAAGACGGAGAAAGUCUGGAAUCGUUUGGCAGACAUUCCCAAUUCUUGUCGGAGCUCAAUCCUUCUGUGGUUCGAAGGGCACAGCCCGCACAAUCUGGACAAGCCAACCCAUCUGGGAACAACUUAGAUGGUACUCGUGACAGAAGAUUAAUCAUCCCGCCACCUCUUGACUCGUGGGGACAAGUUGGACAAUUGAAUGUGCCUUCGGGCGCUGAAGAGUCAAAUGUGUCCGAUGCUAGUUUGCCUAGCGCGGAUCCGGCCCAGUCCAGAAUUCGAGAUGAAGAAUCACUCCCAGGAGCACUUGGUCCCUUGUCCCCGUCACCGGACAACAGCAACUUAACCCAAAGGACAUCUCCCGGCGAAAGAGAUGUUUAUAUGUCCAAUGAUACGGCCGAGGAAAGCUCUCCUGGAGACAAUGGAGUUGCUUCUUUGAUAGCGGGAAUUCCAAUCCCACCGACUACCACCUCUCCGGAAGAUUCUAGUUCUUACGACAUAGCAGCCUCCUCAACACCAAAUGUCAACGAGGGGACACUCCAAGCUCCUCAAGCCGCUUCAGAUCCGGUUAGCCAAGCCCAAGGUGAAACUACCGAUUCCCAGCCUGAAGCUGGGCCUUCGGGCACCAACGAUGAGGCGGAUGGGCAAGAAGAUUAUGCCACUAUUCUGGGCAUGGAUGUCAGCGAGCUGCCAGAGGGGGUUGAUCCGUCCUUUUUGGCUGCCCUCCCUGAGGACAUGCGUCAAGAAGUGAUUGACGAACAAAGACGACUGCAAACCAUUCGUCAGCGAGCUGCUCAGCAUGUGGAGAGCACGGGUGUGCAAGAAGUGAACCCUGAGUUCUUGGCUGCGUUACCUCCGAACAUCCAAGAAGAGGUACUUCAUCAACAACGGAUGGAGCAACAACGUCAAGCUGCCACCAACCAGAACCCCGAGGCCCCGGUGGACCCGGGCGAGUUUCUUCAGACCUUGCCCACCACGCUUCGACGAUCCGUUUUGGCCGACAUGGAGGAGUCUCAAAUGUCAGCUCUUCCUGCCGAUAUGUACACGGAGGCGCAGAAUCUUCGACGCGAGUAUGCCAUGGUUCAUCAAGGAGCCAAUUCUGCUUUGUCGUCCAUUUUGAGGAAUUCCUUUUCUAAUCGAGGCAAUCAGUAUGUGAUAGGAGGCUUUGGGAAUGGGCGGGCACGAGGUCGCAGUGAUCGAGAGGGUUGGACUUCUCAUAUCUAUCCUGGAGUGAACUCCCUCCACUCCACCUUUCCAACACCCGGUAUCAAGAUCAAGGGCAGACCUCUUCUAGACCACGAGGGUCUUUCCUGUUUGCUCAUUUUAUUGUUCAUUGAAGACUCCAAAAUUAACACCACACGACUGCAUCGAAUUCUGAGAAAUCUUUGCUACCAUGCUCCCACCCGGGAUUGGGUCAUCCAUUCACUCUUGAACAUUCUGGAGAAGUCAAAUGAAGGAAAACUCCACGACCAAGCCAACCACCCAGCCGUUGCUUCCAUUUCGUUUGACACUCCACCAGCUAAAAUGAGAAAGAGCACAUCAAAAGCCAGUAGUUCCGUGGUAGAAACCUCCACUCCGAAUUCUCAAGGGAUUGCCUCCACUUCAAAAACUGAUCGUCCCACGCAAUGGCUUAACAUUUCAAUGGACGCUGCUCUUGGGUUCCGAGCCAACGUAUUCCAAGUCCAGCGGUUUGGUGGUAAAAAGAGUCAUCAGCCCAACUCUGACAAAUCAAACACGGUGGGCAUUCAUCCCGGUGCAGCCACUUUCGUGAGUAAACAUACUCUUGAGGUUCUCAUUUCUCUUGCCAAGAGCUUCCCGAGUCACUUCUUGCCGUGGAAGGAUCUUGAGCAGGGCUCUAAAGAAACCAAUGGCACGAAGAAAUCAUCUGGAGCCUCCAAGUCUUCCUCGAGCGAUGGAAAGAAGGCUACCGAACCUGCGGUCAAUGACUUUUGGGAGACUCUUCUGAAACUCGACCUCCAAUCCACGUCCAAGAAAGGCAAGAGCGUGGUCCGCAGUCACAGUACGGGAUCGUCUCUCAAGAUGGAGGACGAAGACUCACAAUGUAUUAACUUCAAUUCCUCUCCCUUUGGACAAUUGUUGUCCAUGCUCUCAUUCCCUGUGAUUAGGAGGAGCUCAGUUCUUACGGAUAAACUCCUGCGGCUUCUCUCGCUGAUUUCUGUUGGCCAGCCAGAUGUUAUGAGGAAGUCCGAAAUGGGCAAAAAAGCUCUCUCACCAUCCAACACCACAUCAACGACGGAAACGGAUUCAUCUCCCACAAGUCACGAGCCCAUCCCGGCCGAUCUUCUCCAAUUAGCAGUAGAAGUACUCACAUCAAAAGCUUGCAGUGAAGAGGGUCUUGAGGACGUGAAUGCACUUCUCCUCAACCUGUCUUAUGGGCCGGAUCCCACGCGAGAUACGAUCCUGAAAUUGCUCCUCCAAGGUGCGCAGGAGUUGGGGAAUGUGGUCCGUCAAAAUGUUCUUCAACUCCAAAACGAGCUUAGACAGCUGAAAGCCGAUAUGACGAGCAAUACCGAGGGCAGUUCUGAAUCUCAAUCCACCCUUUCCGAUCAAAGCGGCAAAGAAAAGUCCUCAUCACGAGGAGGUUUCGUGGACCGUUUCACCAAAGAAAAAGUCGUCUUGACAGCUCCUACGAAAGUCAAAGGUGGAUCUGAGCUCCAACUUCCGUCUAUGAAUACCUUGACCACCAAAACAUCAAGUCAAGCCUUUUUCCUCCGCGUGUUGAAAGUGAUCAUUCAACUCCGAGAAGCAGCUCUGGUGGCCAUCAAAAAACGGAAGGCCGCCCAGGAGGCACAGGACAAGGCCAAGAAGGCUUUGGCCGAAGCAGACAAGGCUGAUCAAGACGAGAAAGAGUCAGAGGAGAAAAUGGAAACUGAUCAGGAAGAUGAGCAAACUCAAAAACCCUCCACCGAAGAAAGUGGUGGCUCGGAAAAGAAAGAUGUAAAGGAAGAAGACGAAGCCUUGGAGGAGGAAGGCCAAGGGGAAGAAAGCGCGUCAAUAAGUGAAGCAUUGAUCGAAUCGCUCGAUAGCUUAAGCGAUCAACUUCAAUUGGAACCUCUAUGGGAUGCAUUGAGUGGCUGUUUGAAAGAUCUAGCCGACACUCCUGAUCAUCAUGCCGUGUUAGUUCUUCAGGCCUCUGUGGAGGCGUUCUUCUUAGUUCAUGCGGCUGCCACUCAACCCGAGGAUAAGAAGAAAGCACCUCAAAAAGAGACAAGACAAGAGCAAUUAGCCCAUAUCCAAGAACAACUUGAGCCCCCCAAAGGGGACGAACCUGGAGCAGGGCCGUCUUCCUUGUGCCCAAGUAAUCUGUCUAAGGACACGGAGAAGUUUUUGGAAUUUGCAGAGACUCACCGCACGGUUUUGAACCAGAUCCUACGUCAAUCCACGAACCAUUUAGCUGAUGGUCCAUUUUCCGUGUUGGUCGAUCACACACGUGUUUUGGAUUUCGAUAUCAAACGCAAGUACUUCCGCACCGAACUCGAGCGGAUGGACGAAAACAUGAGACGGGAAGAUUUGGCAGUGCAUGUGAAACGAGAGAAUGUCUUCGAAGACUCUUUCCGCGAGCUUCAUCGCCGAACUCCCGAAGACUGGAAGAACCGAUUUUACAUCGUGUUCGAAGGCGAAGAAGGCCAAGACGCGGGGGGUUUGCUUCGAGAGUGGUAUGUGAUUAUCAGCCGAGAGAUCUUCAACCCCAUGUAUGCUUUGUUCAAGACCUCACCGGGAGACAAGGUCACCUACAUGAUCUACGAGCAGUCCCAAACGAACCCCAACCACUUGGAUUACUUCAAGUUCGUGGGACGAGUCAUCGCCAAGGCCAUCUACGAUAACAAGUUGCUGGAAUGCUAUUUCACUCGGUCGUUCUACAAGCACAUUCUGGCUAAACCGGUCAAGUAUACGGAUAUGGAAUCGGAAGACUACGCCUUUUACAAAGGCCUCGAAUUCCUCAUAGAGCAUAAUGUGGCUGAUUUGGGCUACGAGUUGACUUUUAGCACAGAGAUUCGCGUAUUUGGGGUGACCGAAGUGAAGGAUCUCAUUCCCAAUGGACAGAAUAUUCCUGUGACCGAGGAGAACAAACGGGAAUACGUGCGACUGGUGUGCCAGAUGAAGAUGACCAGUGCCAUUCGCUUGCAACUCUCGGCCUUCUUGGAGGGAUUUUACAACAUCAUUCCACGCCGGCUCAUCUCAAUAUUCAACGAGCAAGAACUCGAGCUCCUGCUGUCGGGGCUGCCCAAUGUGGAUGUGGACGACCUGAAAGCGAACACGGAGUAUCACAAAUAUCAGGCCAAUUCGCUGCAGAUCGUUUGGUUCUGGCGAGCCCUCCGCUCGUUCGAUCAGACGGACAAGGCCAAGUUCAUGCAGUUCGUCACGGGUAGCUCGAAAGUGCCUCUCCAAGGGUUUGGAGCCCUGGAGGGAAUGAACGGACCUCAGAAAUUCCAGAUCCAUCGGGACGAUCGUUCCACGGAUCGCUUGCCCUCGGCUCAUACGUGUUUCAAUCAGUUAGACUUGCCUGCCUAUGAGACCUACGACAAAUUGCGAACUUAUCUGCUCAAGGCCGUCCAGGAGUGCUCUGAAGGUUUUGGCUUUGCUUAGAAGAAGAUCUAAAAACAACAACAACAAAACCAGUGAUAUCAUCAGAUCCUGUCUACAUACUACUUCGAUAAAUUGAUGAAAAUAAGAAUGACCCAAAAACAA
This is a messenger RNA of Tigriopus californicus, 13967 nucleotides long. It is a transcript of the gene HUWE1, whose product is annotated as E3 ubiquitin-protein ligase HUWE1-like. Gene Ontology annotation, biological process: protein polyubiquitination; positive regulation of protein catabolic process; proteasome-mediated ubiquitin-dependent protein catabolic process. The coding region runs from base 225 to 13865 and encodes 4546 amino acids. The transcript is spliced from 7 exons. The record is from RefSeq and is a predicted model, not a curated record. Gene Ontology annotation, molecular function: protein binding; ubiquitin-protein transferase activity. NCBI's taxonomy places the organism in Eukaryota, Metazoa, Arthropoda, Copepoda, Harpacticoida, Harpacticidae. Gene Ontology annotation, cellular component: nucleus.